UCAAAACAAACAUUUAUUAAAAUCGUUUUUACGAAAAAAACGUAAUCCACACCGUUUUUUUUUGUCUGUUAGGGAAAAUUAAAAAAUAAACAUAAUAGACUUUGUUCAAUGCGAAUUCGAUGCUUGGUUCUGUAAAAAAUAUUAAAACCUGUGUGAUACAUAUUUUUAAACGAAGAGUUUUCCCAUUCCUAAAUUUUUUAAGAAGCACAUAAAACAAUCUGUGUGACAGAUGAUUUUUUGAUGACGCUAGCAUUGAAAGAGUGAAAUCACUAUUACUUUAUGAAGAAAAUGUUUAAAAGAUUUAUGUAAUAAAAAAAAAAAGAAUACUUGCAAUGUUUUCGUUAGUGUCAGGUUUUUGGAAAUGGAUGACAUAUAAAGAGGAGUUACGUUUUUUAAUUAUUGGACUUGAUAAUUCUGGGAAAACUACAACAUUUGAGGCGAUUAAGAAUCUUUAUCCAUCAAGAGAAACAAAAGUUCCCGUAGACCGAAUUACCCCAACGUAUGGUUUAAAUUUAUGUACCAUUUCUAUAGAUAAAAUGUUUGUUGGAAUUUUUUGGGAUUUAGGAGGUCAAAUUAUGUUACGAUCUUUAUGGGAGAAUUAUUAUAGUGAAUGUGAUGGUAUUAUUUUUGUUUUGGAUAGUACAGAUAUUCACCGAAUGCGAGAAGUUUCGAAUACCAUGGAAUAUGUUUUAAACCAUCCUGCAUUAUGUGAUCGUUCAGUACCAGUUAUCAUUUUAGCUAAUAAGCAAGAUUUAAAAACAGUAACACUAACAAUAGAUCAACUGAUAGAAAUGUUAGGUCUUCAAAAUGCAUUAAAACAAGCUCAAAUUUUCAAUUUUCAACAAGAUAUUCAUUCAGGAAUGCCGAAUAAUCGAUUUGUAACAAAAAAAGAAUUUUCAUAUAAUGAUGAAUGGACUCUUUCGACAUCAGCUUGUCCAACAGUCGACACGAAUCUUAAACGUGUGACGUCUAAAGUAUUAUCAACAAAAUUAUCUCGCGCCCCUUCAUCCACAAAUACAUUAACCUACGAUAUGUAUCCAGAACCACUUCAAGUAGAAGACACAUUUGCACGUAUAGUUUGCGUUACUGGUUGUUCCGCUCUUCAAGGUCUUUAUAUCAAAGAUGCAUUAAGCAUUUUAAUUGAAGAAGCAAAAAUACAAAGAACCAAAGUCGCCUUAUAUUAA
Molecule: messenger RNA, 1184 nt
Organism: Hylaeus volcanicus
Lineage: Eukaryota; Metazoa; Arthropoda; Insecta; Hymenoptera; Colletidae
Product: ADP-ribosylation factor-related protein 1-like
Exons: 2
Coding region: 333-1184 (283 amino acids)
Biological process (GO): protein localization to organelle; intracellular protein transport; Golgi to plasma membrane protein transport
Cellular component (GO): Golgi apparatus
Molecular function (GO): GTPase activity; GTP binding
Source: RefSeq, a predicted model, not a curated record